Zonotrichia albicollis (white-throated sparrow) is the source of this 323-nucleotide messenger RNA. The record is from RefSeq and is a predicted model, not a curated record. Lineage: Eukaryota; Metazoa; Chordata; Aves; Passeriformes; Passerellidae.
GACACGGCUAACACCGGGAUUUUCCUGUUUUCCAGGAAGAUUUAUCCAUGCCUUUGAUCGAGGAGGAGAUCGAUGGGCUCUCGGGGCUCCUCUUCCCGUUCUACGACGCUGACACCCACAUGCUGUACCUGGCUGGGAAGGGUGACGGCAACAUCCGGUACUACGAGAUCGGCUCGGAAAAGCCCUACCUGAGUUAUCUCAUGGAAUUCCGCUCGCCGGCUCCGCAGAAAGGACUGGGUAAGGGUGGAGGUGCUGCUGCUCCGCUUCCCAGAGCACGGAAAAGGUGGAUGGGGAAGGUGCUGGAUUGAGUGGCACAGGGAAAA